AUGAAGCACCAACCCGCGAUUGCGCACCAAUCUGCACUUGCGCACCAAUCCGCGCUUGCGCUCCGGGCGCAACGGCGGGGAGGAGGGAGGGCGACGACGGGGAGGAGGGAAAGGCGACGGCGCGGAGGAGGGAGAGGCGACGGCGCGGAGGAGGGAGAGGCGACGGCGCGGAGGAGGCAGAGGCGACGGCGCGGAGGAGGCAGUGGCGACGGCGCGGAGGAGGCAGAGGCAACGGCGCGGAGGAGGGAGAGGCGAUGGCGCGGAGGAGGGAGAGGCAACGGCGCGGAGGAGGGAGAGGCAAUGGUGGGGAGGAGGGAGAGGCGACGGUGGGGAGGUAAGGGAGAGGAGAUGGCGGGGUGGGACGGAGUGAUUGUGAGGUGGGAGGAAGGGGCGAUGGUGGAGUGGGAGGGAGAGCCCGUGGUUUUUGGGUCCCGGAUGCCCGCGUUCCACCCACAGCAACUGGUCAACGGGCUCCACCUAGCACCGCGACCACAAAUACCGUUUGCAGCAGCGGCGGUCGCGUUACAAAAUCAACCGGGUAAUGUUACCGCGCAAGGAGUUUCCACGACUCAUCCCGUUGGACAACACAUUGCGUCCCCGUCCGUGCCCACUAGCCAGCUCUUUGGGAUGCCUGUGCGUGGCUUCGUAGGGCCGCAGUACUCGAACGUGGGAUUCAGGUACGGGUACUUCGGCGUUAAACCAGACCCCAUGGUGCACGCACCCGCAUCUGUCGCGACGCCUCCUGUCGCGCCGUCAACACCAUUCCCCAACGCGAUUCAUCCGGAAAGCCAGCCAGCGGUGCAAGCCCCGCCAGACCCUAGAGAAGCAUUAGUUGUCGGUUUGGACACACGGGCGCGAACAGACGGCCCAUCAUCGAACGCGGAUGCCGGUGGUUUAGGGCGUGCGGUGAAUGGUGGAGCGGGGAUGAAUGCGAGCGCGCGUGCACAUUCGCCGCCAAUAUGGAACGUGAACUCACUGUUGCCCGGAAACCCCGACAUCCACAUCCGCACCCCCGCGCAUCCGACUGUAGCGUACGCGACUGGUGUAGGUGGGCAACCACAGGCGAACGCGGGGCGUGGAGUGGGUGCAAGCGGAAACGCGGUAAGGGGAAGAGGGACGGGUGCGAGAGGGAACGCGGGAAGAGGGACAGGGGAGAGAGGGAGCACGGCUAGAGGGAGAGGUGCGAGACGAAGGGGUGGGAGAGCAGGCGCGGGACGUGGGACAGGUGUGGGAUCGAACGAGUAUAGUGCGAACGGGCAGGGAGCGCAUGAGGUGACAGGUAACGGCGGCUCGGGUAGCGGUGUUAACGCGAACGGCGGGUCCGGUAACGGGCCAGUUAAUAGACCGUGUAUAAGGAGGCGGAGAGUCGAUGUAGUGCCGCACACGGCACGCAACGUCUCCCGGGAGGGGAGCGAGGGGGCAAGCGAUGAGGAUGACAAGGACGACGCUGACGAUGCGGACGAUAGUUGGAAUGGCGAUGACGAAAACUACCUAUCGAACUCGCUGUCCGGGCUCAACGAGGAGGAGGCGAAAGACAACGAACGGGUGCGGGGUACGCGGAGGGACAUUGAGGUCCCUAUCGCGGAUUGGAACAGGCUAGGUGUGGACGACACACCGGCCGCGAAACGAGAGAUGUGCUACGGAAUCCUCUACGGUGUCUCUGAGGCCACGCUGAAGAAGUAUCGCGGUUGGGCCAACGAGUACAAGCGGUUCAUGGCUCACGAGCUGCCUAAACUGGACGCGGGUAGGUUUGGUGAUGAGGCCGCGUUGAGAAACGCGGACCCCGACGAGAUAGGGGCCGCGCUCGAACAGAACAUGGGUGGUGACUGGAAGAUGGCGGAGGGCGACGAGCAGUGGUUCCACGGCUCUGAGACGAAUCCGUGGCGCUUACGCAAAUACGUGACCUUCCUCGCGAACGAGACAGUCGCGCAGGCGGACAGGAUGGCCACACUCAAGCGGCCAGAGAAGACCUUGAAGAAGAGACGCCAGUGCACCCCGGCAAUGCUGAUGGGGCGUCUCAAGGCUUUGAACCUGCUCAUCAAGCUGGACAAGGCCAUCUUCAGGAAGCCCGUUCUGAACCUGCUGCGCGACUUUGCGGAGUGUCGCAUCUGGGUCCGCGUUCAAGUACGCAACCAGUACAAGCGGUUUAUCGCGACGGGCAAGACAAACAAGGACUUCUCGCUCAACUACAUAUCUGCUAUGAGGCACAUAGAUUGGACGUUGUGCGCGGUCGGAGCCACGCUGCUGUGGCUGCACUGGGUGUACGACUUGGUUCCCAUCCUCUACGAGGACAUAGCCCCCCCUCUCGACUUUACGGAACCCUCGACGUGGUACGAUCAAUACCUGUUCUUCCCCCUUCGCGCUGGCAAUGAGAAGCAAAUACCGCCCACGACUCAUCACGACUGGGCGGCGAAGAUUCUCCAGGAUGCGGGAAUCACAUGCUCGCGUGCGGUACACGCGACCAGGGCUGGGGGGGCGCAGCACGUGUCCGCGGACGGAAUGCCUUCGGAUCAGCUGGCGAGGCUGGGGGGUUGGCGCUUCAUCAACGUGAUGACUAAGCACUACCUCACAACCAUUCCGAGGGAGGCCGUGCUGCUGAAGGCGGGCUUCACCGGGGUUGACGGUGACUACUUCCUGGGUCGCGCAACUGUUCCGGUCAGCGAUAAGCUGGAUGAGCUACUGAGGAAGCACAUUUUCCCAUGGGCCGCCGCGGACAAAGAACAGCAACAGUGCAAGGAUUACAACCGCAGGAUGGUGAAAAAGCAGAAGCCGGAGAAGCAGGACACCACGGGGCUAAACAUAAUGAAGGAGCUGGAUGGGGACGCUAGGAUGGCGGUCGCGCAAGACCUGGCAAUGUAUUACAUCCACCAGCCGCGACACCCGUACGUGGUCAACAACCCGCUCUGCCAGACGGAGGAAUUUGCGUCGUGGGCUGCAGAUGUCUCAUUGGCAAAUCAACUCGCCAUAGUACAGCGCAACACACCUACACUGACCCAGCCCGCAGAGGUGAGUACCAGAAUGGACGCGCAGAACCAAGUGACCAUCCUCACUGAGUACCUGACUCGUUCACAAGCGGACAACACCAAACUGGGCCUAGAGUUGGUCGCGACUCAUAACCGGGUGAAAGAGCUGGAGGGGCUGCUGGAGGAUCGCGAUCGGAAGCUGGCCGCGAAGGACGAGCGCGUGAAUAAUUUGGAGGCCCAGCUGUCGCGGCUCACCCCCCGCGGUGCAGUUACGCGAAUGGCCGCGCUCAUUGGGGAGGAGGGAGGCGGUCAGAACGUGAUAAACCGUGUCAAGCGACUCAUGAACUUCAUCGCCCACAGGGUGGAGCAAGGAGACGACAUCGCGGUAGUGCUCGACAAGCUCGACCUCGUGUCAGGAGCUGUGGGCAUGUCGGGUGUAUCGGAAGGGAUCGCGGUAAAGAAGAAGAGUGUUGACCUGGAACUGAGCCAGCUCAAGAAGGGUUCUCCGGUGGAGUUGCAGUUGCGUGUGAAAUGGAUGCUUGUUCGCGACCGUCUCAUCAAUGCCUCUCUUCCCGCGUCUGAGUUCACGGUCGCGUGGCCCCAGUACUGUGCGCUGAUGCCAGACUUACAGUAA
Closterium sp. NIES-65 is the source of this 3597-nucleotide messenger RNA. Lineage: Eukaryota; Viridiplantae; Streptophyta; Zygnematophyceae; Desmidiales; Closteriaceae. The record is from the annotation of a GenBank genome assembly.